This is a messenger RNA of Lytechinus variegatus (green sea urchin), 1331 nucleotides long. RefSeq names its product macrophage migration inhibitory factor homolog. NCBI's taxonomy places the organism in Eukaryota, Metazoa, Echinodermata, Echinoidea, Temnopleuroida, Toxopneustidae. Gene Ontology annotation, molecular function: cytokine activity; phenylpyruvate tautomerase activity. The transcript has 3 exons. The coding region runs from base 376 to 738 and encodes 120 amino acids. The record is from RefSeq and is a predicted model, not a curated record.
GGCGAGUGCACAAUUGGGGCAGGAAUUGAAUGAUGAUAAUAAUAAUUGGCUUUCAUAUAGCUCGAUAUCAAUUCACGACUGCUCAAAGCGCUUCACAAUAAAUAUUAUUACCCUGUCACUGAAUUCUUAGCGUUUUCAACAGCGUGUAAGGCAAAUUAGCACAUAAGAGUGGCAAAGUGUGGAUUGUGGAUUGACGCAUUGCCACUUGACGCUUGGCCAUGGUGGAAUUCGAACACACGACCUUCUGAUUACAAGGCGAGAGUCAACCGCUUCACCACGACGCUUCUAUACAUUGUAUAAGUGUACUUUGUAGACGUCUUAAGAGCCAAAUAGGACUUCAUCAGUCGACGAAACUUGCUUACCAUCCGAGCAAUCAUGCCACUCGCAAUAAUCACCACCACGAUUCCAUCCGAGUCUCUUCCGACCAAAUUUUGUGAAGAUCUGUCGAAACUGCUGUCGGUUGAACUCAGCAUGCCAGAAGAGGUCGUCACGGUCCACGUUAACGCAGGUCAGCUGAUGACCCGCAAUGGAACCCACGACCCCAACGCCUACAUUGAACUGUACCACUCCAAAGGAUACGGGACAAUCGACGAGAAACGGAAGGUCUCCAGGACUGUACUAGCCUAUGCCAAGCAACGUCUCAACAUUGAUACUUCCAGGAUCUUCAUACUCUUCAAGCAACCGGCUGGUGACGAUAUCGGUCUUGAUGACGGGCUGUGGUCAGAUUCUUCCCACUGAAGAAAAGGAGUUGUGAUAAUCAAACUUCGAUUUAUGCCAAUUCAUUCUUAAAUUUACAUUUUAAAUCCACGUUUUGUUAUUGUGUUUAUAAUACUUACGAUUUAAACGAGUCAGCAAUUAGCUGAUGGUCAUAAUACCGUGUAUCAGCAAUAUUUUGGAAAAUUAAAUUUUUGAUAUUUUACCAAGCAUAACAUGAAAAUCUUACCAGUUUUUUUUCCAAUCAUUUUUUACAAACUUGAUUUUCUUUUGUAAGAGUAGCCCUUUUUUAUUUUGCAGAUAUGCGUUUUAAGAUUACUUUUGUCAUUUAAUUAUUGUUUAAUUUUUAAUGAUAUCAAUUAAACCACCCGUAUUCCGUGAUAUUUUGAACUUGCAUUCUUUUGUCUUCAUUUGGACAGACACAAGAGAAGAACAUCCAUCGUAUGCUACAAAGAUAUCCAAAUGACAAACUAAAAAAAAAAUGUGUGCAUGAUUUUCAUUCUUUUUCUUGGUAAAAAAAAAUAGAACAAGCAAGGAUUGAGGCGAAACUCAAAUACCUAUCUUAGCUAUAGAGACGUCUCUGGUGUGAAAUGUCUUGAAGACCUUUUUUUUGGCGG